Messenger RNA from Erigeron canadensis, 1953 nucleotides. RefSeq names its product putative 12-oxophytodienoate reductase 11. Gene Ontology annotation, molecular function: oxidoreductase activity; FMN binding. The record is from RefSeq and is a predicted model, not a curated record. Lineage: Eukaryota; Viridiplantae; Streptophyta; Magnoliopsida; Asterales; Asteraceae. The coding region runs from base 403 to 1587 and encodes 394 amino acids. The transcript has 6 exons.
GUAAAGGUUGCAGCGAACAUCAGCAGUGCAUAUGACAGACAAAAGAAAAGAAAACCAAAGAGCAGCAGCAGCGUGCGGCGGCGGCCUCAUGGCUUGACCGGAAUCCAAUCUUAUUUUUCCAACGAAUAAAGCAUAUUCCGAUCUUCCACCAACAUUAUACAAAAGAAGUCAAUUGUCACAUCGAUGGCAGAUUUUCGAUCUCACUUGAUCUACUCCAGUAGUGCUUUUUCCGAGUUGAUGGUCGUCACUGGUAACACCAUCGUUUCCUCCAGCUUCUUUUUCCGGCAAACUCAACCCAUGAGGCAUAUCACUAUGUAAAUGGAUUUCAGUGUGUGUAUUUAUUUGUAUUUUGUUGAAAGACAAAUCCAUUAUUAAUGAAUUUAGAUUCAGUAGAAAGGCAAAAUGGAAAACCAAGAAAGAGAACAAGUCCCUCUUUUGACCCCUUACAAAAUGGGGCAUUUUCAACUUCAUCACAGGAUUGUUUUGACGCCGAUGACGAGGUUCAGAUCUUACAACAGUUUUCCUCAAUCACAUGCUACUUUAUAUUACUCUCAGAGAACUACUAAUGGUGGCCUUUUAAUUGCUGAAGCUACCGUGAUAUCGAGUGCUGCCCAAGGAUUUAAGGAUACUCCUAGUAUAUGGUCAAAGGAACAUAUUGAUGCCUGGAAACCCAUCGUAGAUGGUGUUCAUGCGAAAGGUGGAAUCUUCUUUUGUCAACUUUGGCAUCCUGGGAGGGCUUCAGAUCAAAGUUUUGAGCCAAAUAUAGGACGCCCUCCAGUCUCUUCAACAAAUAGACCAUGUAGUCCUUUUAUAGAUAGCAAUGGUAACAUCCUACUUGAAUUUAUACCCCCUCAAAGACUAAAACCUGAAGAGAUCACUGUAAUUGUUGAUGAUUUCAGGCUUGCAGCAAGAAACGCUAUGAAAGCCGGAUUUGAUGGAGUUGAAAUCCAUGGUGCAAAUGGUUACCUAAUUGACCAGUUUUUGAAAGAUCAAGUCAAUGAUCGAAAUGACCAGUAUGGGGGUUCAUUAGAGAACCGUUGCAAAUUUGCCCUUCAAGUAGUGGAAACCAUUGCAAAUGAGAUUGGACCGGACAGAGUUGGCAUUAGGCUUUCUCCAUUUUCAAAACACAUGGAUUCUGGAGAUUCAAACCCAAAAGCUUUAGGCCUUUACAUGGCUAAAUCACUAAACGAAUAUGGUAUUCUAUAUUGUCACAUGGUGGAGCCGAGAGCCAAAGAAACUGAAGAACAAAGUGAAUGGUCUGAUAGUUUGGUGCCCAUGAGGCGGGUCUUUAAUGGUACUUUUAUUGCUGCUGGUGGAUACAAUCGGGAAAAUGGUAACGCUGCUAUAGCUCAGGAUCAUGCGGAUCUUAUAGGCUAUGGUCGUAUGUUCUUGGCUAAUCCUGAUUUGCCUAAAAGAUUUGAGCUAAAUGCAGCCCUCAACCCCUACAACAGAGAUACGUUUUAUACUGGAGAUUCUAUUGUUGGUUACACUGAUUAUCCUUUUCUUGAGAUGACCAAUGCUAGCGACUUUGCAAGUGUUGUGAAAGAAGAGUCAAGUUUGAUCUCAGAUGAGCAAAGUAAUUCUUAACUAUUAAAUCUCUAUCUAAAUGUCUACUUCAAAAUAUAACAUGUUACUAUAUUAGGUUUUAGGUUUUAGGUUUUAGGUAAAAUAAAACAAGUAUUAAAGUAAAACAAAUAAAACAAUAGGUUUCUCUACUCUGAAGAUCACUGUGCAUCAUGAAAAUCAUUGUGCAUCAAUUGCUUCGUGAAUCAUCGUGUAUCAAUUUAUCUAUGAUCUAAAGGUCAAAAUCUUGUCUUAUUUGUUUUAUUUAAUACUUGUAUUACAAUACCCAUGUGUAAGUUAACUUGUAUUACAAUACCCAUGUAUCAAUUAUUUGUUUUAUCAAUUUAUAUACAUGUGUAAGUUAACUUACACAUGAUUUUUCUGUGGGCC